This is a messenger RNA of Darwinula stevensoni, 1358 nucleotides long. Lineage: Eukaryota; Metazoa; Arthropoda; Ostracoda; Podocopida; Darwinulidae. The record is from the annotation of a GenBank genome assembly.
CUAUAGGUUCUAUAGGGAACUUUAUAGGUCCCAAACUGAACUCUAUGGUGCAUAUUGGAACCUAUAGGAUUCCUUUAGGAUCCUAUAAGAUUCUUAUAGAAUUCUUAUAUAUUCCUAAAUGAAUAUGCCGGAAUCCUAUAGGACAUUUUCGUAAGGGUAUGCAAUUUCCUGCAUAUAAGCGGGCAAGAUGGAGAACAACUCUUCAUACCUUAUCCUCCUGAGAAAGCAGGAAAAUGUUUUCUCUAAAGGUAAAAACCAUUCCGCUCGGUCGAUUGUGGAAAAAGGGAGAGUAAAGAUAAAAACCGGUUCAUAUCAUGAGAGGGAAUGAUUGGAGGAGGAAAGAUUUUUCUAAAUUUACUAAAAUCUUUAUAUUCAGCAAGCAUCCAAAGAGGAUUUUUCGACUCUAAGAAUAGUGAAAAUUGCCUUCACCUGGGCACUUCGCCGGAGGAAGCAAGGCGACCGGAGAGAUGCAGACGAUAAUUGUCCUUGGGUUCAUCCUGGAGACCAUGCACUUCCUCCAAGACAUCCUCCUGGAAGAUCAUCUGCUGCCGGGAAACACCUCAGUCACGAAGCUCGGGAACGAGGAAUGCAAGCAUGAAGGGGAAGGGGCGCUGGAGAAGUUCCUCUUUAACCUAGAGAGGAAAGAUUGGGUUCUGGAGAAGGAUUUCCCCGAGGAAGGAAUCACCAUCAAGUCUGUGUACGAUGAGGAGAUAAAGGAUUAUUUCCUAUAUACAAUGGCCACAUUUGACUUCGAGAACGACUGGCUGGCCCAAGACAUGCUGGAACACUCGCUGGAGGCCACCGCCGAAUGGUCCUCCGUCUGCAAGGAAUACACGGUCGUCCAGCGGUGGCCUGCCGACCGGUGUGCAUUGGUGCAUCAGGUGCUCGAGAAGAGAUGGCUGGGACUCUCCCUCAUGCGUGAUAUUGUCUACUUCAGAUACGGGCACGUGGAAGGCGACAGGCGUACCAAUGUUAUGUUCAGCACCGACUGGCAGGGGCUAGAGCCGACCAAGAUGGUCAGGGGGACAAUCAACAAAGGAUCCGGCUUGAUGCUACACCCUAACCCGGAUAACCGGACGACCCGAACUCUCAUGCACUGGGUGUCCUCGUCCGACAUGAAGAUCCCGCUCCUCCCCAAGGGCAUUCUCGUCCGCCUCUACACGAUGACAUGCCGGCAGUACAUCCUCGAUCUGCGGCACUACACGGAGUCCAGAUGGAGGAUGCACCUCGAUGCCAGGCGAGGCUGAACUCAGAAUUCCAGAAAGACGAGAAGAUGGUUGAAGAAUGAACGUAAUUCAACAUGGACAUGACCCUUGGGAAUCCGAUUUUUCAUGCAUGAAUUUCCUGUAUACACGCUU